AUGUCAAUAAAAAAAGACAUGAUUUUUAUAGGAUCAUUGAUAAUACUAUGGUAUUCAUCAAAUAUUGGGGUAUUACUAUUAAACAAAUUACUUCUCUCAAAUUAUAAAUUCGGAUUUCCAAUAUUCCUAACAAUGUGCCACAUGUCAGCUUGUGCUUUUCUGAGUUACAUCUCCAUUGUUAUAUUGAAAAUAGUUCCAUUACAAAGAGUAAAAUCAAGAUCACAAUUUGUUAAAAUUGUGACUUUGAGUAUUGUUUUUUGUGGGUCAGUUGUUGGUGGUAAUGUAUCUUUGAGAUUUCUUCCUGUUUCCUUCAAUCAAGCUGUUGGUGCUACGACGCCGUUUUUCACUGCUUUGUUUGCUUAUUUGAUCACUUUCAAGAGAGAAGCUUGGGUUACUUAUGCUUGCCUUGUUCCUGUUGUUACUGGUGUUAUUAUUGCUAGUGGGGGGGAGCCAAGUUUUCAUUUGUUUGGAUUUAUUAUGUGUAUAAGUGCCACUGCAGCGAGGGCGUUCAAAUCUGUUCUCCAGGGCAUCCUACUCUCUGAUGAAGGGGAAAAGAUGGACUCGAUGAACUUGUUGCUGUAUAUGGCCCCAAUUGCAGUUGUCGCCUUAGUUCCUGCUGUGUUUAUAAUGGAGCCCACUGUACUAGAAGUCUUUGCUUCUGUGGGACAUCAGCAUAAGUUCAUGUUGAUAAUUCUUAUACUGAACUCAACCAUGGCUUAUGCUGCCAAUUUGUCCAACUUCUUGGUGACCAAGUACACAAGUGCCCUAACUCUCCAGGUAUUAGGCAAUGCAAAGGGUGCAGUGGCUGUCGUUAUCUCAAUACUUAUUUUCCAGAAUCCAGUUACCGUGAUAGGUAUUGGUGGUUAUACAAUGACUGUUCUUGGAGUAAUUGCUUAUGGAGAGACAAAGCGAAGAUUCAAGUAAUACAUUCUUUAUUUAAUUUUUUUUCAUCUUAAAUAGGAAGAUUGAUUAGCUAGGUAAUUACACGUAACUAUAUUGUAUUGAAGUAGCAUGUCUUGAGUAGAGUGGAGCAGUAUUUGUUCACAGAGAGGUCAAAACAGAGGUUAUAAAUUUAUAAUUCUAUUUUUUGUAUUCUGCUCACCAGGAAAUUCAGCUUAAG
Molecule: messenger RNA, 1120 nt
Organism: Chenopodium quinoa (quinoa)
Lineage: Eukaryota; Viridiplantae; Streptophyta; Magnoliopsida; Caryophyllales; Amaranthaceae
Product: UDP-URONIC ACID TRANSPORTER 1-like
Exons: 4
Coding region: 1-924 (307 amino acids)
Cellular component (GO): Golgi apparatus
Molecular function (GO): antiporter activity
Source: RefSeq, a predicted model, not a curated record